Messenger RNA from Harpegnathos saltator (Jerdon's jumping ant), 666 nucleotides. RefSeq names its product Vesicle transport through interaction with t-SNAREs 1b (gene Vti1b). NCBI's taxonomy places the organism in Eukaryota, Metazoa, Arthropoda, Insecta, Hymenoptera, Formicidae. Gene Ontology annotation, biological process: regulation of protein localization to plasma membrane; Golgi to vacuole transport; intra-Golgi vesicle-mediated transport. The transcript has 2 exons. Gene Ontology annotation, molecular function: SNARE binding; SNAP receptor activity. The record is from RefSeq and is a predicted model, not a curated record. The coding region runs from base 277 to 618 and encodes 113 amino acids. Gene Ontology annotation, cellular component: ER to Golgi transport vesicle membrane; SNARE complex; late endosome membrane.
UACAGAUGUAUUUAAUCUAUGAUUUACGGUUUGACUGAUCAAACUGUCAAGUGUCAUCUUUUCUUAUCUGUCUCAUAUUUGAUUAUAAAUAGUUUAAUUUUUACUCUUAACGAGUGACAUUUCUAGAAACGAGGACGACCCGUUAGAGAGCUAAAAGCUGCUAUUUUAAAAAAAUAGGCGAUAAUGUGGAAUUUUUAAUUAGGAACGGCAAUUGAUUAAGCACGUUCUUGAUAUCUUGUAUUCACUGUCGUUGGAUGUCAAUUGAAUAAAGUGACAAUGAAUUUUGGAGUUGAUUGGGACGCGGAGCAUCGGCGCGUCCUGUUAGACGGCAAUGCGGCGUUGGAACGUUCAGCACAGUCGGUCGCAAGAUCGCAAGCGAUCGCAGCGGAAAGUGAACAAAUAGGGACCGAGGUGAUCUCUGAACUGGGUGAACAGAGAGAACGUUUGCUGCGAGCUAAGCGGAGGUUGUCGCAGACAGAUGAGGAACUGAACAGAACGCGGAAAAUUCUGAAUAUCAUGCGAUUAAGGGUUUUGACGAAUAAAAUUGUGCUGAUCCUUAUUAUAUUAUUAGAAGUGGCUAUACUUAGCAUUAUUGUAUAUUUAAAGUUUUUUCAUUAAUAAGCAGAAUCAAAUUAAGGAUUAGGAUUGUAUACAUACAUAUAACAU